Messenger RNA from Anopheles funestus (African malaria mosquito), 4507 nucleotides. RefSeq lists its product as uncharacterized. Bases 120 to 2984 code for a protein of 954 amino acids. NCBI's taxonomy places the organism in Eukaryota, Metazoa, Arthropoda, Insecta, Diptera, Culicidae. The transcript has a single exon. The record is from RefSeq and is a predicted model, not a curated record.
UCGUGCGCAGCCACAUCGCGUGUUAGUUUAUGCUGCGCAACCGGUUAACUAGCAAGCAGAACGGGCACCUCGCGCCGGUAAAGUAAUGUUCGUAUUGCGAGUGUUGUGUGCGCUUUAGGAUGGUACGUGCGGUGAUCCUGUCCGUAGUGAUCGUCGUGCUGAUCGUGAGAAGUGCUCCCGCUGGUGAGGCGCAUCGACUCUGGACGCGGUGUGAAGUGGCACGUGAGCUAGCGCUUAAGCACGUCCCGGAAGAGCAGAUCGGUGAUUGGUUGUGCAUCGCCGAGCAGGGUUCGGCUUACAAUGGGUCGGCAGUUAAUCUGAGGUUCAAGCAUUUCGGUGGCAGUGGAUAUUAUGGGCUGUUCCAGAUUAUCGAUCGUUACGCGUGCGCAAAGUAUGGUUCGAUCUGUGGCUUAUCCUCGUGCGAUGAUCUGCUCGACGAUGAGCUGGACGAUGAUAUUGAGUGCAUGCUCAAGAUACACGCGGCGUACGUCCGAGAGCUGGGUGAUGGAUUUGCUGCGUGGCCGAUCUACAAAACUGCCUGCCGUGCGGAAGAAAGUGACAUCGGGCCAAGGUCGGUGAGAUUGAGAGUUCCUUUUGAUGAUUGUCUUGACGAGGAGGUCGUACGAGUACAGGCGUACUUUAAGCGUAAGCGUGCGAAGGCGAAAAAAGCGAACCUUGUGCUGGCCCCAUCGGGCAAGGUGUAUGAACGAUGCGAACUGGCGACGGAGUUGCGUGAUCGACAUCGAAUGCCGGUAGAACAGAUAGCAACUUGGGUGUGCAUCGCGUACCACGAGAGUCGCUUCAAUACGUCAGCGGAAGGUCGUCUAAACGCGGACGGGAGUGGUGAUCAUGGGUUGUUUCAAAUCAGUGACAUUUACUGGUGCUCUACGGAUGCGAAUCGGCCGGGCAAAGCGUGCCGUGUCACGUGUGCCGCAAUGAGGGACAACGACAUUACGGACGACGUGCGAUGCGUGCGGAUGAUUUACGACGAGCAUCAACGAAUUUCGGGCAAUGGGUUUAACGCCUGGACGGUGUACAAGCCGUACUGUGAGGGUAGAGAAGCUAGCUUCAUGCACAACUGCUUUGACGAAGCAGGUGGACAUCAGGACCAAUAUCCGACCACACCGAAUAAACCACGGCCAGGAAUUGUGGCUCCAACCGUACCUACGCUUCCUGCAAAGAAGUUACCGACGGCAGACAUUGGUAAGGUGUACGAUCGUUGUGAGCUGGCAAACGAUUUGCUGCACAAAUUCCACAUGCCAAAGGAACAAGUGGCAACGUGGGUGUGCAUCGCGUAUCACGAGAGUCGCUUCAACACUUCGGCCGAAGGUCGUCUCAAUGCGGAUGGGAGUGGUGAUCAUGGACUGUUCCAAAUCAGUGACAUCUACUGGUGUUCUCCACCCGGCAAUGGAUGGGCAUGUGGAGUUAGUUGUGAUGCUCUGAAGGAUUCCGACAUUACAGACGAUGUGCGGUGUGUGCGUACGAUCUUUGAUGAACAUCAGCGAUUGUCCGGAGAUGGGUUUAACGCCUGGUCCGUCUACAAACCUUACUGCCAGGGACGUUCGAGUUCGUUUGUGCGAGGUUGCUUUGGAGAAGAAGACGACUCCCAGCACCCGGUAACCGUCCCAAGGCCUGCCAUUACAGCUCCAACAAGUGCACCACGUCCUCGCUCCUCGCCGGGCAAGGUGUUUGAUCGGUGUGAACUCGCUCGGGAGCUUCAUCUCCGGCAGGGUGUCGCGCUGGAACAAACCGCUAACUGGGUGUGCAUUGCAAAGUAUCAAUCAAACUUCAACACGUCUGCGAUCGGUUACGGACCGGAGGGUGUCCAGUAUCAUGGGAUGUUCCAGCUGAGCGAUGAAUUUUGGUGCUCUCCACCCGGCAGAGGAUGGGUUUGUGGGAUCACCUGUGAGCAGCUGCGAGACGGUGACCUCACAGAUGAUCUAGCAUGCAUGCGACACAUCUACGAGGAACAUCAGCGCAUUUCCGGCGACGGGUACAAUGCAUGGGCCGUAUAUCAACCGUACUGCAAGGGUAAAAGUGCCACCGUGCUUGAUGGGUGCUUCGAGGAAGGUGAAAAUGCGAUCGUUCCCACGCCACCGACAACUCGUCGUCCGGUAUCGCCGCCGAAAAAUUUCCCUCGCGGAAAGGUGUACGGACGGUGCGAGCUGGCACAGGAAUUGUACUACAAGCAUGGAUUGCCGUACGAUCAGAUCGCCACCUGGGUUUGUAUUGCUCAUCGCGAGUCUAACUACAAUGUGUCGGCGAUCGGACGCUUGAAUGCGGAUGGAAGCGAAGAUCACGGUCUGUUCCAAAUCAGCGAUAUCUAUUGGUGUUCGCCGCCGGGGAAGGGAUGGGUAUGCGGACUGUUCUGCUCCGAUCUGGAGGAUAACGAUCUAACGGAUGACGUCGAGUGUAUGAAGACGACCUACGAGGAGCACACACGGCUGUCGGGCGAUGGAUUCAAUGCUUGGGCUGUCUAUCGGCCGUACUGUAAGGGACGUUCCGAGCAUUACAUCAAUGGGUGCUUCGAGCAGACGAGUAUCGAGCCGACAACGAUCACGACGGUUCCUACCACCACGAGAACGCGCACGACAAGGUCACGGGCAAGUACAACAAAGUUGCCUCGAUGGAGUACUACGAUCCCUACCACUCGAUCGACCACCGCUAGGGCGAAGACUAGCAGUCUACGGCAGACGGAAAGAAUUCCAACUUCAACGAACCCACCGACCACUCGGUCCACAACAAGUUUGUACGAGUUUUAUCUAAACAACUUCGGACGUCGUCCGGCCAUCACUACUGCCAUGCCGGUGUAUACGUUCAAACCGUUUGCCUCCCGGCAACGUGCAACGAACACUGCCACCGAACGUCCAACGACUGCAGCGAUCACAUUAACCACCACGCAACUGCCACCUGUCACGACGGUCGUCGCCGACCGUACCACGACAAGGUUUAGUGACUUUAACCGUUGGUUCCAGGCCGGAUAGGUCGCGUGAGUCUGGUAGGAAAUUGUAACCUUAAGUGAAACGGCGAAACAACUGACCAACGGUGACCUUUACAGAAGCAAAAAUAGUUCUUCAAAUCGCCAAAUCCGAACGCUUUUGGAUGUUCAAAAAUAAAUCCCCAAAUGAUUCAUUCCCUUCGAAAAAACAAACCUUACUGAUUACUUCGAAAAAACUUCGGGCCAGUUCCGUUUCACAUUUUGUGACUUAUUUGCAUAAGUUGGCACCUGUCUGCGGGUGACUGUCGGUAAACUUUGAUGAUCGAAAUGCUCACCGUAAUAUGAUGCGGCAGCAAAUUCCCCAUGUAUGGGCAGGAUAAAACAACAAACUGGUCGUUUAUGUGAUGUGCAUUAAUUUAUAGCUAAAAAAAGAAUGAUUUUCACAGAAGCCUGCAACCCAUCGUGUACUGUAUGCAAUGUAUCAUUUUAAUCAAGAUCUUAACAAAGUUUCGGAAUUUGUAGGAAGGAACGGCGACAACAAAAAUCAGUAGUAGACAUUGACAAACGAAGAUUCAUUCUUCAUCGUAUCGGAUUAAAAAUGUACCUUUUGCCAUUUACAAGCGCGCGCGUUCGUCUUCGAUCGCUCAUUUAAGUUUCUUCAUCUCGUGUUUACACAGAACGUCAAACAAACAACCAACCAAUGGUUUGAUAAACAAUGGCACAUUUUCGCCUGCUGUUAAGAUGACGAUCGCCCGCCCGCCUUGGGUCAUGCCUUUUCAGCCGCAUCGCAUGCCUUUUAAUGGCGCAUCGGAGGCGGUGUGAGAAAAUGGGAAACCAAACAGUCCGAUUAGUCAGCUCGCCCCGGUGGGGUAUAUUUCCCUCACACAUACGGUGCGUGAAGCUAUCGGUUUGAUCAAACUAAACCUAUGAUCUUAUACACACGCGAAACGAUCGCGAUACAACUUAAUUUGUUGCAAAUGCUGGUGAAAGGGUGUGUCUAAUAAUGUUCUAUCGUCUCAGUGCCGAUAACGUUAUCCGUUGGACUGAUUGCUAAAAAUUUCAACGCCAUAAAACCAUCACAAUCCCUUCCCAAUGACGAUGCUUCGUGACUAAGCCCGUUUUAUCACACGUUCAUCCAUCAAACAGGUCUCCCCUUUAGAACGCGUUACAAUCAACCAAUAGCACUGCAGCGAGUAAAAAUAGAUGCAGUCCAAUUGAACCUGUUCCACGGGUUCAGUACGCAUAAAAUUAAAUGCGUUUUUUUCCAUUGCCUUUAUAGUGCCUACGCACACGGCAAAAGAACGGUGUAGAAGUACAAAAUGUUCUCACACCCUAAAGCACUUGAAAAUGCUGUAAAUUAGUUUGUUAUCGUGUUUUGCUCGUUGACGUCGUUGUUUUAGUGGAGUGGAUAAGCAAAAGAUUUGAUGAUUGCUGUUACAUUCACCACCGGCACGUAAUAGCUUUAUCGCAGCUUCAAUUGAGACAAUAAUCAUAUUUUAUCGCAUAUUAUCGACGUUUGUGUGUUGCAUGCAUCACACGAGUAAUAAAUUGAAACUUUUUGUAUUAAAA